Arthroderma uncinatum is the source of this 2592-nucleotide messenger RNA. RefSeq names its product bromodomain containing protein. Bases 1 to 2592 code for a protein of 863 amino acids. Gene Ontology annotation, cellular component: chromatin; nucleus. The transcript has 4 exons. NCBI's taxonomy places the organism in Eukaryota, Fungi, Ascomycota, Eurotiomycetes, Onygenales, Arthrodermataceae. Gene Ontology annotation, biological process: chromatin remodeling; regulation of DNA-templated transcription. The record is from RefSeq and is a predicted model, not a curated record.
AUGGAAACACCGCCAGCUCAAGGCGCGGCUGUUGUCCCGGAUAUGGCACAGCCGGCAUCACAACAACAGCAGCAGCCUGAAUCGCCAGCUGUUCUUCCACCAAGUGAAUCUGCUACAAAGGAUCUGCCGAUGAAGCGCGAGUCACUGGUUGGACCCGAGGGGACCCCCGGCACUAACGGCGUUUCCCAGCCACAGCUCAAUGGCCACUCUUCUAUAUCAAAUGGCGUAGCUUCGACGUUGAAGCAUUCUGAUGUGCAGGAACCCACGCUGUCAGCUGACCUUCUAUCCCCUGUCGAUCAACCAUCGAACCACAAGACUACAGGGGUAGAGUCAGAAACUGCAGCUCUACAUCUCAAUUCAAGCGAUGUAAAUGGGAAUGGCAAGGAAUACACCAAACCUUUGGAAGCUUCCCACGUGGAUACCAACAUGGACCUGCCAGAUGACGGCCAUGACCCUCUCUUUUCAUCUACCUUUUCUCAGGAUCAAGAUAUUGAUCAUGACAUGGGUAUUACUCCGCUGAUUCCGGUGGGCGCACCCGGAGAUAUUCCACUGGAACAAGAAGGCCGACCGGAACCUGCGUCAGUGAAUGAGCCCGCAGAGAAGGGUAAGCCGGAUCAAGUCAUGGGUGAUGACGUACCCGCACCAAUAGGCUCAGUCGGCACAGCCAAAGUUCCCCGGGAGCGUGAGGAUGAUGACGAUGAACGAGCCGCCAAACGCAAGAAGACUGAAGACCUCGCUGCCGACGAACAGUCGUCGCGGGCGCCGGAAGUCUCGUCGUCCUCCCCUACCGCCCCGGCUGCCCCUGUCACUCCCACCGCCGACGCUAGCAACGGCCUACCAGACGUGCUCCGGCCUAUCACCAAGCUUCAAACCAAGUACCUGAUCCGCACUUUGCAGUCCCUAAAACGACUUAAUGAUGCUCAAAUGUUCAAGACGCCUGUCGACCCAAUCAAGUUGAACAUACCGUCCUACCCUACUCUCAUCAAGCAUCCAAUGGACAUGCAGACGAUAGAGGGUAAACUAAAGUCGGAAAUUUACAAUACGCCACAGGAGGUCAUCGGUGAUUUCCAGCUCAUGGUAAACAACUCCAAGACGUUCAACGGACCCGAACACCCCGUCUCAAAGUCUGGAGAUAACCUAUUCCGAAACUUUGAACGACACAUCUUGAAACUUCCCGGCCACGAUGAAGUUGAGCUCACGCCCGCCGAGAAGAAGAGCAAAAAGGCAGCAACUGCGCCCACCAAGACACAACCAUCUCGACGAGAAGCACGACCAGUUGCUCCACCGCCACCGCCACCCCCGCCGGCGGCUGCUAUACCGGCCCCUCGAGCCAGCACUGCCGCAUCGCCCACCUUUGCGCUCGGCCCAGAGGGGCUACCGCUGAUCCGCCGCGACUCCACCACAGUCGACGGCCGGCCGAAGCGAUCCAUCCACCCUCCCAAAAACCGUGAUCUCCCUUUCGCGAUGAAACCAAAGAAGAAGAAGUUCCAGUGGGAACUGAAAUUCUGCCAGGAAGUACUCGACGAGCUACACAAGGGGAAACACUACGCCCUUGUAGCACCAUUCUACUUCCCUGUCGAUCCUGUCGCCCUUAACAUCCCAACCUAUCAUCACGUAAUUAAAAAGCCCAUGGACUUGCAAACAAUGAAAACCAAGCUGUCAACCGGCCAAUACGAAAAUGCGAAAGAAUUCGAAGUCGACAUGCGCCAGAUCUUCAAGAACUGCUACAAAUUUAACAUUUUCGGUGAUCCCGUCUACACUGCUGGAAAACGCGUAGAGGAACUCUUCGAUAAUAAGUGGAGUCAAAAGGCGCGGUGGCUGGAGGCACAUGAACCCUCCUCGGGACACCAGUCUGCUGGCUCCUCGGAUGAAUCCGAUGAUCAUGAUGAAGAAGAUAGCGACGACAAUGAGCAGGAGAAGCUUACACUGCUGCAGAAACAAAUUGCAGAAAUGUCCAAGCAGGUUGAAGCAAUUACGAAGAAGAAAAAGACCCCUCCGGCUUCGAAAAAAUUAGGCAAAGCCAAGGGAAAGAAGGAUGCGAAGAGAGGUACUACCGGAACAGCUGGUAGGAAAGAUAAGAAGGGGGGUGGUUCAAAGGCCAAGUCUGAAAAGACGAGAUGGAUCACCUACCAGGAGAAGACUAUGAUUUCGAACGGCAUUAGCAGUUUACCUGAGAACAAGAUGAGCGAGGCAUUGACUCUUAUCCAGCGAAACGUGCCUUCGCUUCAGGGAACCAACGAAGCCGAAAUCGAACUUGACAUCGACGAGCUGCCCAACGACGUGCUUCUAUUGCUGUUGAAAUUCGUCAGAAAACAUGCCCCAGCUGCUGCUUUGGACGGAUACAAUGAACCCAGCGACCCAGAACCAAUACCUUCUUUGCCCCAAUCAAAGCCAAAGAAGAGUAAGCCUAUGAACAAGACAGAGCAGGAAGAGCAAAUUCGCUCCUUGCAGAGCAACCUGUCCAAGUUCAAAGGUGGUGCCGGUGCUGGUGCUGGUGGAACCGCUAUGGGCGGAGGGCAGUCAUACGAUCAAGCUCACUUGUCUGAAAGCAGUGGUGACGAUGAAGACUCCGAAGAGAGUGAGGAAGAGUAG